AUGACGCCCUGCACAAACCCUGUCCGCCGCGGCCCAGCGCUCAAGCUUGACAUCAGGACGGCUCUCAGGGAGUCCCACAGCUUCGCCGCCUGCAAGCCGCAUCUGGUGAAAGUAUACAAGACUCCAAUCAUGUCUCUCGAGUCCGCAAAGAGAGAAUUACCAAAGCACGCUAUUCAGGAGCAUUCACCUCCGGGCUUGGCAAAGGUAUGCAAGUCACGGGAUGAUUUGCAGCAUUCUGGAGACGCCGGGCAUCACGAUUAUCUUCAUUGGGCGCUGCACCAUCCAGGUAAGAGACCGCGACAUAGAUUUGAGCUUUGCGGUUGUGAGAAUGCCAUUUACGAAAUCAGUUCAGACGAGUCGGAACCUCUGACCGAAGAGGAGCUUGCUCAGAGACGGUACAGUACUCAACAGGCUCGCGCGGACCUGGAAGAUUGUGUAAGUCCACUCACUGCAGAUAUUCGAACUGAUGAAGAAGUGGAGGGAAACCUUGUGGAAACUAUGGACGUAAGCAUAGGUCUUGAUCUCACGCACGGGUUCAUAGACCUGCACAACGCUGCGUAUAUAACCGGGGAUAGGCAACAAUUCGAGGCCUACGAUGGCACAACCGACGAGUCAAGGACUAUUUAUCCGUCCAUAACCUUCGAUUCCGACGUCUCAUCUUCCAUCCGUCCGAACUUGAGAGACGGUCCAAAUCAUGGGCGACGUUUGAAUCCAGGCGCCUCCGGCUUCCAGAUGCCCAGCAACUCAACUGACCGCAAUCGAAACGCCUCUCUCCGAGGCGGAGGAUGGAAUGACAGUGAUUCUGAGACGGCCUUGUCUUCAUCGUGGCGAAGAAUGAUACCGGUACCAUUUUGGAAAUGUUGGGUUAUGUGGAUUAUACUUUACUGGUUUCUGGUGGUCUUUAUUGCUUUGAUGAUACUGGCUUCUGUUUUUCUGAGUGAGGGCAUGCUCCACUUGGGAAAGGCUCGUCCAUGCACUCCGGGGCAGGGUGAGGGUGAGCUUUGA
Molecule: messenger RNA, 1005 nt
Organism: Colletotrichum destructivum
Lineage: Eukaryota; Fungi; Ascomycota; Sordariomycetes; Glomerellales; Glomerellaceae
Exons: 1
Coding region: 1-1005 (334 amino acids)
Source: RefSeq, a predicted model, not a curated record